AUGGCAGGCCGUAGCAUCAGGCAGUGCCUGCAUGAUAUCACCGGCUAUUUGGUUAUACUCAUUGUCAUUGCUACUCUUGGGUCGCUACAGUUUGGUUUCCAUCUGGCUGAGCUCAACGCACCUCAAGAUGUCAUUACCUGUCAUAAGAAAUCCAUCUCUACGGCUGCCCGUGUAGCAGGCUGGAUCAAAGAGGCCACUGGCAAAGCUGACAAGACCAAGCCAUCGACUGGCUUCCUGCCGGACUGUAUACCCAUGACCGAGGCCGCCUUUGCUACCAUUUCUUCCAUGUUCACCGUUGGAGGACUUGCUGGAGCCCUUGCUGCCGGCCCAUUUGCUUCCAGGCGUGGCCGCCUACCGGCGAUGAGACUCACUGCCGUAUCAUAUAUCAUUGGUGCUUUGAUCGAAGCUUUAGCCGGCAGUGUCGUCGCCAUGUCCAUCGGCCGUCUUGUUUCAGGACUUGGAGCUGGCGCCUCGACAGUCAUCGUUCCGCUCUACAUUAGUGAGAUCUCCCCACCCAACGAGCGCGGCUUGUUUGGUGCAAUGACCCAGGUUUCAAUCAACAUUGGUAUCAUCGCGACACAGACCUUGGGGUACUUUUUGAGCUAUGGUAACGCCUGGAGAUGGGUCCUGGGCGUUGGCGUCUGUAUAGCCACGACACAAUUUCUUGGGCUGUUCGUCGUUCCCGAGAGUCCUGCUUGGCUCGCCGCGCAUGGUGACCCUACCAAGGCCAAGAGGACACUGCAGCGUAUUCGAGGCAAUGGAUUUGACAUUCAUGAGGAAACGUCAAAUUGGGGCAGUGGUAAUGCUACAUCUGACCGAGAAGCAGAAGAGGAGGGUCUUUUAGCUCAGGCUGAUGGGGCUACGCCGUUGUCCCCAACCGUGUCUGGUUCGGGGUCGACUCGACACAUGGGCUUUGUCGAAGUUGUCAAGGACGUCAAUACCAGACCUGCCAUUAUUGCCGUCGUCGGAAUCAUGGUGACACAGCAGUUUUGCGGCAUUAACUCCAUCAUCAUGUAUUCUGUCUCGCUUCUUGCCGAUUUAUUGCCGGUUUCAUCCGCUAAGCUCACCAUCCUCAUCUCUGCCGUCAAUCUCGCCAUGACCAUUGCUUGCUCUCCCUUACCAGACAGCCUGGGCCGCAAGACAUGCCUCCUCAUCUCAAUCAUCGGUCAAGGCUCGAGCUCUCUGGCCCUGGCAUUUUCGAUUGUGUUUGGGGCCAAGGUCCUAUCGGCCAUAUCUGUGCUUUUUUUUGUGGCCUUCUUUGCCGUUGGCCUCGGUCCAGUACCCUUCAUCAUGGCCUCUGAACUUGUGGGACAGGAGGCCGUCGGGGCCACCCAGAGUUGGUGCUUGGCUGCCAAUUAUGUUGCAACUUUUAUCGUUGCACAGUUCUUCCCCAUUAUCAACACGGCAUUAAACAAGGCCCUUGGUGGAGCUGGAUGGGUGUACUUCCUCUUUGCUGGACUGGCCGCCCUUGGUGCUAUUUUCGUCGGCAGUAGGGUGCCCGAGACAAAGGGGAAGAAGGAUGCUGAUGAAGUUUGGGGACGAACUCGUCGCUUGGACUAA
Messenger RNA from Pochonia chlamydosporia 170, 1560 nucleotides. Its product is annotated as sugar transport protein. Gene Ontology annotation, cellular component: membrane. The record is from RefSeq and is a predicted model, not a curated record. Gene Ontology annotation, biological process: monosaccharide transmembrane transport. Gene Ontology annotation, molecular function: hexose transmembrane transporter activity. The transcript has 2 exons. NCBI's taxonomy places the organism in Eukaryota, Fungi, Ascomycota, Sordariomycetes, Hypocreales, Clavicipitaceae. The coding region runs from base 1 to 1560 and encodes 519 amino acids.